Molecule: messenger RNA, 2552 nt
Organism: Entelurus aequoreus (snake pipefish)
Lineage: Eukaryota; Metazoa; Chordata; Actinopteri; Syngnathiformes; Syngnathidae
Product: ubiquinol-cytochrome c reductase complex assembly factor 5
Exons: 2
Coding region: 198-443 (81 amino acids)
Source: RefSeq, a predicted model, not a curated record
CUCGUUUACCACGCGAUAUCAUUUGGAUUCAUAUCAGCAUAUAUACCGCCUACCAUGUUAUCCAGAGAUGUGUUGAAACGAGUACACCCUUGACUGUAUCGCUUUUGCAACAUUUGGAAGGACAUUUAGGAACGUCUAUGCCGCAAUAGCCAGUCAUAAACAUUUAAACGAUUUAUUUAACCUUCCGUGUCUGCAAGAUGUUUCAGAGGAGUAGAAACCUACGAGAAUUACUCAGCCUUGUGCCUGGCAAACGUCGCUUUGGGGCGUACAGGUUUCUUCCUGUCUUCUUUUGCAUCGGAGGCGUCAUGGAGUGGAUCAUGAUCAACGUGAGGAUAGGAAAAGAAACCUUCUAUGAUGUGUACCGAAGAAAACGAUCAGAGAGGGAGUACCAGCAGAAAGUAUCAGAAGGUCUCAUAGUUGUAAAUGAGCCUGCAGCCAAGUAAAAUAUGCUUUGGCUCACCGUGGACUUCUUUGGAAUUUUGCAAUGCUUCCUACCUUGGAAUUGUGCACACUUCACAAUCAGUGACUUUAUUAAGUUAUAUGAAGAAAAUACUUCAAAACAUGCACAUUGUAUGGUUAAUUGCUGUUUUUUUUUAAUUUAUUUUAAGAACUUCCAUAUACUGUAUGUUCAUAUAGAAUAUAGUAUGGUUAUAACAGCUGACCUGGCUUCUAUAUACUAAAUGGCACCUGCCAAAACAGCUUUGGUUUAACUAACAAAAUGAAAUAUAAAAACAUACAAUCAAGUGGGUCAGAAGCACACUUUGGUUAUUUCAGUUGUUCCAUCCGAUUGGGAGACUUUGCAGGCAGACAAAGCUGUUAGGGUGUUUCCACAGCAUGAUGGGGUUCCCAUCCAGCCUCAGCUCAAACAUGUUGCUUCGGAUGUAAUAGCUGGUGUUUCCUUGGCAGAAUGUCUCAUCGGUUAUGGUUGCAAUCUUAUUGUUCUGUAGGGGAAAUGGAUCAUAAAAGCACAGCUUAACCUUUGAAUAAAUGUGAAUAUUCUUCAUAAAUACAGUGCUCAUGUUGAAUUGCAGUGGAACCUCCAAAAGUAAACAACCCGUGAUAAAUGAUGUAAAUUAACCUGUUGUAAUCUGUUUAGGGCUGCAACGAUUGAUCGAUUAAAUCGAUCAUUCGAUUAGAACAAAAAAAUUAAGAUUUACAUUCUGUUGCUUCGAGUAAUUGUUUAAGGAGUGUGUAAAUAACAAAAAUGUAUAAAAUCCAGACUGCAUGGGGUAGCCGGAGUGCCCUUUAAAUAUAUGGACAUAAUUUCCACACGGCUGCCGCAAUAAAGCGCACAUACUGUAUGUGGUGAUGUGUUAGUGCUGUGAUCUGUGUUGCAGCGAACAGUGCAGAGUUCUUGUUUUUUUACUCUUAUUUAUGCACACAUGAUAAAAGCAAGUAGAUUUUUAUUUUUUUAUUCAAACUAUUUUCCCCUAAAACAGGCCUAGGCAAUUAUUUUGACUCGGGGGCCACAUUUAGAGAAAAAAAUGUGUCUGGGGGCCGGUAUAUCUGUUUUUAGGAACACUAGUACAAAACCUCACAAUAAUGUCUGAUUGAAUGCCAAAAACGUUAUGACAGACCGCCUUAAAAAACGUAAUGGAAUUUUAAAUGUAUCUAUGAACGAUAAAACACUGAAUAUUGACAAAAAAAGAACGUCACACCCACUUUCGAUCGACAUUUUUUACAAUCAAGUGAAACGCAACAAAAAUGCAACAAACAGUGAAAUAUGAACGCGAAGGGUACAAAAUAAACCCACCGACAAUCUGAUAUAUGGGUUAUAUCACUAAGCUUUAGAACUUUGUUGUGAAAAUCUCCUUCCGCGUCUGUGGAAACGCUUCCCGCCCACGCUGCUUGGUGCCUCGUCUGAGCUGCUGUGACGUUGAUUACCAUAGUAACUAAUUAGAUGACCAUAGUAACUAAUUAGAUUACCAUUGUAACUAAUUAGAUGACCAUAGUAACUGGUAUCUCAUCCCAAAGCGCACAUUCCAACCAUUGAAAUACUUUGUAUAGUUGAAGACUUACGGUCCUUAGAAAACAUCCCUGCACAUCAUAAUGGCAGCUACAGUUUCCAUCUUAAAGAUCUAAAAAAAUUAUUUGGGAAUGUCCGGCGGGCCAGAUUGAAAAGCUCAACGGGCCGCAUGUGGCCCCCGGGCCUUAAUUUGCCCAGGUCUGCCCUAAAAUAUGCAUUGAGGCUAAAACGUGUGUUUGAUCUGAUCGUUCCUCCCCACAAUGCGCUUCAAAUGUUGCAGCUUAAUAUUGCCCAUUUUUUGGGGGUGGGGAACGCUCCCAAAUUAAGCAUUUUCAUGCAUAAAAUAGCUAAAUAAACUAAAAUGUCAAUACCGUAGUACCACAGCAGUCACAAGACAUUGAUACAAUGUGUGAUUAUACGUAUAUGUUUUUUUAAAACUGACUUCUAAACAUUGUUGCAAAAUAGUUGUAUUUGUGAAUUGAGAUAACGUUGACGUCAAACGUUGGAUCCACGUUGUUGGUUUGGAAAUUACCAAAUUGCAAUGGUCAAAUUAACGUCACAAACUGACAUUGAAUAAAUGUAAUCA